GACUCACAAAUCAAUGGCACGAACAAAUCUCCAUCUCGCGAUUUUUCCAGAAUUUUGUGAACGUGAACACGAACGGAAGUAAAUACUCGAAGGCGAAGUAGCAUCUAAACGUGGAUGCCACUUUAUUUUAACAGAUUAAAAAGCAGCUACAAAUUACGGCUUUGAUGAGUUAAUCGGUACAAUUAGUAAUUUUGCUGUUUUUGAUUUUAAUAGUAAUUUCGUUGAUCCCGAAAUUGUUUUUGUGCGCAUUUAGGGCCUGCAAAGAUACAUAUGCUAAGACAACUAAGCUAUCGAACGUUAUCGCGGUAAGUUAGCUAAGGGCGCUGUUAGCAUCAAGGUUUCUGAAUGCCAGCAGGUGAACUGGAAAGUUUGACUGGUUUAUGCGGGUCCUUCUUUUAAACGAAUAAGUAGCCUCGAUUUAGCAAGCUUCAGGUCGGGCCGUGGUGGAGGGAAAGUACAGGUGGAUUGAAGAUGUUAAUUGAUAACCUCGAUGCUUUAAAAACAUGGCUGUCUGAAACCCUGGAGCCCAUUUGUGAUGCUGACCCCUCUGCUCUCGCAAAAUAUGUUGUUGCUUUGGUGAAGAAGGACAAAAGUGAAAAGGAACUGAAAGCCCUGUGUAUUGACCAAUUGGAUGUUUUUCUGCAAAAAGAGACCCAGCCAUUUGUGGAUAAGCUUUUUGAAGCCAUCAACAACAAAAGCUACCUCCCACUGCCAGAACAACCACAAGUCAAAGUUGAGAAGGAAGAGCAGAAGAAAGAUGAGACACAAACAAAUCGUGAAGAAGAAAAAGACAAGAAGUUUCCUCGCCGGAUUAAUCAUAGUCCUCUUCAGUCAAGCUCACGCUACAGCAGAGAUGGCAGGCGAGGUGAUGACCGCAAGAGAGACGAUCGCUCCAGGAAGAGAGAUUAUGAUCGUAUGCCACUAAGGAGGGACUCUUACCGCGACCGCUACAACCGCAGAAGAGGCCGCAGCUACAGUCGCAGCCGAAGUCGCAGCCGAAGUUGGAGCAAAGAGCGCCUCCGAGACCGUGACAGAGAGAGGGAUAGAGACCGAGACAGGGACAGAGACAGAGAUCGUGACCGCACUAGGAGCCGGUCUUUAAGCAGAACUCGGUCCAGAAGCAGGAGCCGAGACAGAGAAUCAGGGAAGCUGAAGUACGACCAUGAGCGCGCUGACAGGCCAGAGAGCGCUGACGUCUACGCCCCAGCAGUGCUCGUUUCUACUGCAACACCUUCCCAUUUCCCCAACCCGACAGUGAGCAGCACCAUUACUGUCAUCGCCCCGACUCAUCAUCAUAACACCACCAACGAGAGCUGGUCAGACUUUCGUCCCGAGCCCCCUGUGGAUCGUGGACCUUUCAAUCGUGGGCCACCUCUUCAGAGGAAAAGGUGUAGGGACUAUGAUGAAAAGGGCUUAUGCAUGCGAGGGGACAUGUGUCCGUUUGAUCAUGGGAGCGAUCCAGUCGUCGUGGAGGACGUCAAUCUGCCCAGUAUUUUGCCCUUCCAGCCUCCACCUAUUCCAGGUGUGGACCAACCACCCCCACCAGGCCUUCCACCCCCUCCACCAUUAUUGAACCCCCCACCUGUAAACCUUCGACCCCCGGUACCUCCACCAGGCGCCCUUCCACCGAGUCUUCCUCCAGUUGCAGGUCCUCCUCCACCACUUCCUCCACUGCAACCUGCAGGCAUGGAUGCUCCUCCCAUUUCUAUCACCAGUUCUGUUCCCACCAUCGUCACGUCUGGGAUGCGCCCAUCCCUUCCUCAAGGCUCAGGGCCACUUUUCGGCCCUGAUCACUAUGACACUGACAUGUACAAUCCUGAGGCUCCCAGCAUCACCAGCACCACCAGGCCGAUGUACCGUCACCGGGUCAACGCUCAAAGACCCAAUCUGAUUGGCCUCACAAUGGGGGAGGUGGAUCAGCCAUUGAGAGACAAGAUUCCCAACAACAGCAUGAGGAUCGUUAUGGAAUCUGACUCGAGGAAGAGAUCCGCUCCCUCUCAUGAUGGAGGCCCAUGCAAGAAACCUUGGUUUGACAAACCCAUCUUCAACAAACUCAACCACCAGGGCUACCAUAAAAGAGCUCAGUUCUCUCCCAACGCCAAGCUGCUUGUUCGUCAAAUUCCACCUGAGCUCAACAACAUCAGCAAACUCAAUGAGCAUUUCAGCAAGUUUGGCACCAUUGUCAACUUGCAGGUGGCCUAUCAGAAUGACCCGGAGGGAGCUCUGAUCCAGUUCACCUCUCCUGAAGAGGCCAAGCGAGCUAUGCAAAGCACCGAAGCUGUUCUCAACAACCGCUUCAUCAAAGUCCACUGGUUUCGUGAUGACAUGGGUGACGGACAGGGCCAGUCGCGGCCACAGCAGCUUCACCCACAGCCGCAGUCAGCCAUGUCAUCAGCCACAACUCUCAAGCAGUCUGUGAAGGAUCGACUCGGACCCCUAAUGCCUCCAAACUCAGAGCCCACUCAGGAUUCCAGCGUAGCCUCUCAGAAUGCCUCUAAAGUGUCAGUUAAAGAUCGUCUAGGUUUCUCUCCAAAACUUGCUGCUCCUGUGGAAAAAGUGUCUGCGACAUCGAUGGGGAUCACAAAGACUGUAUAUAAUCCUGCUGCUAGGAAGCCUUCCCAGAGGACCUCAGAGGAAGCUCUGAAGAAGAAGCAGGAGGCCCUAAGACUACAGCAGGAUGUGAGGAAGAAGAAACAGGAGAUAUUGGAGAAGCACAUUGAGACGCAGAAGCUCCUGAUUUCCAAACUCGAGAAGAACAAAACAAUGAAGGCAGAAGAUAAAGCCAAGAUCAUGGAAACUUUGGGCACGUUAACCAAAAGCAUAACGAAACUGCAAGAAGAGAUAAAGGGAAUCUCCAGCAGCAGCAGCCUUCUACGAACCGCCAAGAGCAAAGCUCAGGCACAGAAGGAGCUGCUUGAUGCAGAGCUUGAUCUGUAUCAGAAGACUCAGGCUGGAGAGGACACAGCUUCUUUAAAGAGGAAGUACACCCUUCUUCAAAUUGAGGCAGCUAAAAGGGGGAUUCUGUCACCAGGACGAGGCCGCGGCGUCCAUUCCCGGGGACGUGGCACCGUCAGAAGCCGGGGGAGGGGAUCCAGAGGUCGUGGACGGGGCGUCCCGCUGCAUUCAGUUGUGGACCAUCGACCUCGAGCGCUGGAAAUUUCUGGUUUCACUGAUGCCGACUGUGUGGACUUACUUCCUCAUUUUGCUCAAUUUGGAGAGAUUGAAGAUUGCCAGAUUGAUGAGAACAAACUCUCUGCAGUCGUCACGUACAAGACGAGAGCGGAGGCCGAGCAGGCGGCUCUGCAGGGAGUGAGAUUUAACAGCCAGACUUUACGCCUGGCCUGGCAUAAGCCUGCCACCACUCUCAGUACAGCAGAUGCAGAAGAAAAAGAACCACCGGAAGAUGAGUACCCGGAGGAGUCGCUGAGUGACGAUGCAUUCCUGCAAGACGACGACGAGGAGGAAGACGACAACGAGCCUCGUUCCUGGCGCAGAUGAAGCUCCAUCCGACGCUCACUGGUGUGGACCAAGAGCGAUGAUCCAGCAUAUUUCAGUGCUUGUUCAGGAAUUAGAAAGGCACAUUUUACUUUGGAUAGACCUUUUUCCUCUAACACAUAGCUGACUAGCAGAAGAAACUUGUUCAGUUUGAUUUUAACAUGUAAACCAGAUAAACGGUGCAGUUUUUUUUAGUGCUCUUACAGUAGAUUUGUUUUGGUUCUCAAAGUGCAUUGUUAAAUCUGGUCACUCAAAUACACAUUAGUUGAGCGCUCAAUUGAAAAAAAAAAAAAAAAGACUUGUGUUGUGAUUUAACUCGACAGAUGGUAGCUUUUCUGCAGAAUAGUAUUAAGUUGCUUUUGUGUAAAUAUUUUAUGUCCUUGUUUGUAAUUUGUAUGAAAGUUUGGCUUCUUAUUUCUUGGCUUUACUUUGGAUUGUACAAAAAAAAAUAAAGACAUUGAAAUGGUCUGAAAUCAACCUGCCAGAAAACCAAAAGAAAAAAAAAAAGCAAAACAAAAAAAAACAAAACAAACUGGCAGUGUGGAAAAAAAAAAAAGCUCUACAAAAAGAGCUGAAAAAAAAAUACCAAAGACCAUUUCAAGAAAACAAAAAAAACUUCCUCUUCACCUUAAGAGCAAACUUCCUGAAAAGAUUCAUUCAAUGGUAAAACUUCUAACAUUUGGACGGGUAAGGUAAAUCAGAUUGCACUUUCAUGCAAAGGUAAGAACAUCAUUACAAUUUUGGUAAGUCUAAAUCUUUCAUAUUGCACUAAUCAAAUAUUUUUCUUUCUUUCAGAGUCGUCGGGGUUUCGGCUCACAACACUUUGUUUCCAAAAAGCUUCACCUUUUCUCAGAUUUCAUCUUGGAUUUGUCUCGAUCGGUUUUGUUUUGGAAUCAAGUGUUUCUGUAAUGGCUAGAAUAUUUUUGAUAAAUGUCUACUCUGUAGAAAGUUGCCUGAAUGGGUUGAUGGAAGCCUUGUUGCAUACAAGGAAGUUCUAUUUGAUUUAAAUGUACAAAAUGAUAUACUACUAGAAGUAAACAGAAAAAAUGCUGAACUGGAUUGUUUGGUAUGAAACAAUGUCUUAUUGCUGUAAAUGAGGUAGAACCUCCAAUUUGGUACCAAAGGACUCCAGGAAAAACUGGCACUGGUGCAAUCUGAGUGAUUAUGCAAUUAUUUAUCAACAAGUGAGAUUAAUUAUGGAAACUUUCAAAAAUGUAUUUUGUAACCUUUUCUAAUUCAGCAGUUUAAAUACAUUUGGUUGGUAUCAGGGCUGCCAUCUAGUUUAUGAAGGGUACCAGUUCUCUCUGCAGGAAUAGAGGCCCGCAGCAUCAUGCUGCCACCCCUAUACUUCACAGUCAGCGUGGUACAAGCAUCCCUGUUUUCCCUCCAAAUGUAUUGAUGGUUAUUAUACCCAAACAGUAAUUGGUUACUCUGAAUUACUCUUGGAUAUGAGUGUGUGUACGCAUGACUGGGAGGCUGUCUGUUUGUCCUUUGUAAAUUGUCCAGAGUGUUUUUGUCCAAUGACCACUGGCAUUUGGCACCUUCAUUUUCCCUGUUCUGACUCUAGUGUCCAAGUUUCCAUCCAGGAUCUACUGAAGACCUACUGCAGGAGUUAGUGAGCCGGACUUUUACUGAAACUUCUCAUUCUUUCACUGUGUUUAAUUGAAGAAAACACAGGUGACAUAAAGCUUUCCUGUAGACGGUAUGUUUUUGGAAAAACAUUCCUAUAUGUUCAUUUUAACAGUUCUGUGGCAAAUAUUCAUUCACCGUAAUCCUUAAGUAAAGGCAGCUAAAUUACCCUAAGUAUGUAUUCUCAGCUCGUUUUCCCUUCUCACUUCACAUGCUUUGGGUCAUUCCAACUAAUGAACCUAUGCUUUUUUUGUGAAGUUGAGUUGCAUCUUUUUUUUUUUCCAAUUCCUCAGUCUUGAAUGUGAAAGGAAAAAUAACCCAAUCAGUGUCCCCUAGUUCACUGUUUGUAGACUCCCCUUGGCGUCUGUCAGCCAUGCAGGGAUAAUUGUGAGAAAUCAGUUUUGCUCUUGUGAAAUAUCUGCUGUUCAUCACCGAAACCAUUUCCUCCUGCAAAGCACCAGAAAUACCUCCCCUCAUCUCUUCAUCUGUUAGUAUGUGGGUGUGAAAUGCCCCCUCCUGCUGUCUCAUUUACCUACUGUGGUGCCACCAAACUCAAACAAGCAUGAUCUUUGGUUGCCUCAUCCAUGGCGUUUUACCCACACGUUUGUGUUUCCUUUAGUCUAAGAUGUGACAAAUUAAAUGGACCUUUUUUUUUUUUUCCCCUUAUCUUUUGGACAAGCAUGCGCGAGACAUUUUAUGAAUAGCAUAAAUAAAUGUAAAAGCUUUGGUGGACCUUCAGCCAGCAUGGAGGAGUCUAAGAGCUUGGCCACCCUUUGUGCAUCAGGGAGCAGAGAGUGUUCAUUGGCUCUGCAGGAGCUCUAAAAAAUAUGGGAUAACAAGUUUACAACGUCUGUGUCAUCAAUUACAUAAGUCUUUAUUUUCAGAUUUGUGUCAAGGAGACAAAUGACGUGAAAAGUUGAAAGGACUUGAUAUAAUGUCGUUAAAUAUGGAUUUGAAACCCAGGGUAAAGGUAUGC
Gambusia affinis (western mosquitofish) is the source of this 6100-nucleotide messenger RNA. It is a transcript of the gene rbm26, whose product is annotated as RNA binding motif protein 26. Gene Ontology annotation, cellular component: nucleus. The transcript is spliced from 22 exons. The coding region runs from base 472 to 3498 and encodes 1008 amino acids. Gene Ontology annotation, molecular function: metal ion binding; RNA binding. The record is from RefSeq and is a predicted model, not a curated record. Gene Ontology annotation, biological process: mRNA processing. Lineage: Eukaryota; Metazoa; Chordata; Actinopteri; Cyprinodontiformes; Poeciliidae.